AUGGCAGACUUCAAUGCCAGUAGUACCCCUUCCUCCACAUUCUACCUUACUGGCAUUCCUGGUUAUGAGGCAGUACACCAUUGGAUCUCUAUCCCCUUCUGCAUACUCUACUUUAUUGGAAUAGUGGGUAACUGCACCAUUCUUCAUGUUAUCCGGACUGACUCAAGCCUCCAUGAACCCAUGUACUAUUUCUUGGCCAUGUUGUCCUUUGCAGACAUGGGCAUGUCCCUUCCCACCCUUAUAUCUGUCCUCCAAGUGUUGUGGUCCAUAUCCAGGGAAAUUGAAUUCAACACCUGUGUGAUACAGAUGUUUUUCAUCCAUUCCUUCUCUUUCACAGAAUCAGGAGUGCUCCUAGCAAUGGCCUUUGAUCGCUUUGUAGCUAUCUGCCAUCCAUUAAGGUAUGCCACCAUCCUCACCCCACAGCGUAUUGCCAGAAUUGGAAUAUUCGCCAUUCUUAGGAGCUCCCUCCCAGUCAUUCCACUGAUGAUCCGCCUGACAUACUUCCCAUUCUGUCAUUCUCGUGUCCUCUCUCAUUCUUACUGCCUGCACCAGGAUAUAAUACGGCUGGUUUGUGCAGAUACCAAAUUCAAUUUUAUCUAUGGGUUGGUUCUGGUCACUCUAUUCUGGGGAUGUGAUUCAGUGGGCAUCUUGGUGUCUUACAUCUUCAUCCUUCACUCUGUGUUGAACAUUGCAUCUUGGGAGGAGAGGCUCAAGGCCCUGAACACAUGUGCCUCCCACAUCUGUGCUGUCCUCAUCCUUUAUGUGCCUAUGAUUGGCCUUUCCAUCAUCCACCGUUUCGCCAAGCAUUCCUCUCCCCUUGUGCAUGUCCUCAUGGCUCACAUCUACCUCUUAGUGCCCCCUGUUCUCAAUCCCAUCAUCUACAGUGUGAAAAAUAAGAAAAUUCGUAGAGGGAUCAUCCAUCUCAUCACCCCCAAGAGAAUGCACUCCACCCUGAGGUAG
This is a messenger RNA of Trichosurus vulpecula (common brushtail), 960 nucleotides long. Its product is annotated as olfactory receptor 51L1-like. Gene Ontology annotation, molecular function: G protein-coupled receptor activity; olfactory receptor activity. The transcript has a single exon. Gene Ontology annotation, biological process: G protein-coupled receptor signaling pathway. NCBI's taxonomy places the organism in Eukaryota, Metazoa, Chordata, Mammalia, Diprotodontia, Phalangeridae. The record is from RefSeq and is a predicted model, not a curated record. Bases 1 to 960 code for a protein of 319 amino acids. Gene Ontology annotation, cellular component: membrane.